Chinchilla lanigera (long-tailed chinchilla) is the source of this 759-nucleotide messenger RNA. It is a transcript of the gene Nme3, whose product is annotated as NME/NM23 nucleoside diphosphate kinase 3. Gene Ontology annotation, molecular function: nucleoside diphosphate kinase activity. Lineage: Eukaryota; Metazoa; Chordata; Mammalia; Rodentia; Chinchillidae. The record is from RefSeq and is a predicted model, not a curated record. Gene Ontology annotation, biological process: GTP biosynthetic process; CTP biosynthetic process; UTP biosynthetic process. The transcript is spliced from 5 exons. Bases 93 to 602 code for a protein of 169 amino acids.
GCGUGCGGCCGCGGAUGGGGGCGGGGUGAGGCGCAGCGGGCGGAUCCUGCGCCUGCCCGUCCCAUCGGCCCCGCCCCACGCCCGCGGCCGCCAUGAUCUGCCUGGUGCUUACCAUCUUCGCUCAGCUUUUCCCCGCCGCCUGUGGCGGCGUGCAUGAGCGCACCCUUUUGGCCGUCAAGCCGGACGGGGUGCAGCGGCGGCUGGUGGGCGAGAUUGUGCGGCGCUUCGAGAGGAAAGGCUUCAAGCUGGUGGCACUGAAGCUGGUGCAGGCCUCUGAGGAACUGCUGCGGGAACACUAUGCUGAUCUGCACGAACGCCCCUUCUAUGGUCGCCUGGUUAAAUACAUGAGCUCGGGGCCCGUGGUGGCCAUGGUGUGGCAGGGACUGGACGUGGUGCGCGCUUCGCGGGCCCUUAUUGGGGCCACAGACCCAGUGGACGCCGUGCCUGGCACCAUCCGAGGGGAUUUCUGCGUAGAGGUUGGCAAGAACUUGAUUCAUGGCAGCGACUCUGUGGAGAGUGCCCGCCGCGAGAUUGCGCUCUGGUUCCGUAAGGAGGAGAUCCUAUGCUGGGAGGACAGCACUUCACACUGGCUAUAUGAGUAGUGAGGAGCCGGCCUGGUGGGAGAACACUGCAGCCUGCAGAGCUCCCCUAAGCAGUGGGUGCAGGCCACCCACGACUACUCUGCAGCAGAGCCACCUCCCUGGCCCACAGCAUCUGGACUCACCACACUUGUUUUCAUAAUAUAUUGAUAAAAACCCA